AAUAAAGUAGUUCCAGCAGGUUGUUCCGAAAAUCAGUCGUUCUGUGGAUUUUACCGGCGUUGCACAUACACAUACCAGCAACAGAGUAUAAUUCACGAUGCGCGGUUUUUCCACCGUUUUGGUGUGGGUCAUCAGUUUUGCCUGCGAACAAAUUUUCGCGGCACGCGGUCCGAUUCAGGACGCGAUCCAGAGCGGCUUGGCCGCACAAUAUCGGCCGGAAAACUGCGUCUGGAGGAGAGAAUUCGAGCACCGUUGUCCGGACCCUGAUAUCAAAGUUUAUCUGCACAAAUUCGAAAAGGAGAGGAUAGAGUUGCGACAAGGAAUCGCCGGGUCGCACGAGUGGCUGAACAAUGAUAUCUUCGAUCCAGGUCUGGACAAUGUAUUCCUGAUCCACGGAUACAACGGAGGUGACGGGGUCAUGCCGAUGGCAGUUCUGAGGGACGCUUACAUCCGGAACGGAAGUUACAACGUCUUCGCCGUCGAUUGGGGAGCGAUGGUCAAGUCACCCUGUUACCCGGCAGCAGUUGCGAACCUUCGUUUCGUCGGCAAUUGUCUCGCCCAGGUUUUGAGGAACCUUCGUGACCUGGGAAUGUCGGUCCCGAGGACAACCUGCGUCGGUCACUCUUUGGGGGCGCAUCUUUGCGGCGUAAUUGCGAAUUAUCUGCCCUUUCGAUGGGAACGUAUCGUCGGUCUCGAUCCAGCGAAACCGUUGAUACCUCCAAGCCGAUUGAACCGGCUCGAUAUGACGGACGGUAAUUUUGUUCAGAUGGUAUACACGAAUGCCGGUUACUUUGGCGUUACAUCGUGGGAAGGUCACGCCGGCCUUUGCGCAAACGGUGGCAAAGCACAGCCGUCCUGCGAGGGCGCCGAAAGGCCGGAUCUCUGCAGCCACAAUUGGUCGUUGUGCUACAUGGCUGACAGCAUAGACAGUCUCAGUCAACUAUACAGUGAGCCUUGCUCCGGGCGCUGUCCACCGUCCCGUAGGAUCGGACCAAGGGGUAGCAAUUCGCUGGUUAUCGGACAUCACACGCCCGAAACGACGAGGGGAACGUUUUGCGUGACGACCGAUGAUUUUCCUUAUUGUCCGAAAAGUGAUAACGACAGAGGCGACAAGAGGUGCUGCCAGCUGUAAUUCGAGGAUAAUUUUGUUGCGAGAUU
Messenger RNA from Diprion similis, 1158 nucleotides. RefSeq names its product phospholipase A1-like. Lineage: Eukaryota; Metazoa; Arthropoda; Insecta; Hymenoptera; Diprionidae. The record is from RefSeq and is a predicted model, not a curated record. Gene Ontology annotation, molecular function: lipase activity. The transcript has a single exon. Bases 98 to 1132 code for a protein of 344 amino acids.